Messenger RNA from Aspergillus bombycis, 1803 nucleotides. RefSeq names its product putative mucin. Bases 1 to 1803 code for a protein of 600 amino acids. The record is from RefSeq and is a predicted model, not a curated record. Gene Ontology annotation, molecular function: protein kinase binding; cyclin-dependent protein serine/threonine kinase regulator activity. Gene Ontology annotation, cellular component: nucleus; cyclin-dependent protein kinase holoenzyme complex. NCBI's taxonomy places the organism in Eukaryota, Fungi, Ascomycota, Eurotiomycetes, Eurotiales, Aspergillaceae. Gene Ontology annotation, biological process: regulation of cyclin-dependent protein serine/threonine kinase activity. The transcript has 4 exons.
AUGUCGCUUCCAGUGUUCUCAACACAGUCGUUUUCUGUCCCACAUCCGUUCACCCCCACCAUACCUCUCUAUCCCCGGACGGAAGAUUCGACUUGUGCGAAAAGACAACAUCUCGAAACAGUUUUGGAGGACCCUGAUCACCACUGGACCGCACCGUUCAGGGACGGUCUGCCUACUCCUCCGAACGAUAUGGCCGGCGUUGCGUAUAAUAGUAUUCCGCCCUCCGGUUAUGGCGGUAAAUUUGGUGGAGUUACACUUCACCCCUACGCCAAAGCUCCGAACUAUACGCGCAUGGCAUCGGAACACCACUCUACUGCCUCUGUACCGCAGUCGAAGCCACCGAGUCAAUCCUCGCUUCAAGACGCCCCGUCUUCUGAGCCAGCUAGCCAGAAGAAAGGAGGUUCUAAGUCCGUUGCGUCUUAUUUGCAGAUACCGUCAUCUAUCAACAAUAGCAAGGGUAAUCUGGCCGAUUUUGCUGCUCAGAUGACAUGCUUGUUCUGGUUUGAAACUACGGCCAAGUUGAAUGAUAUCGAGGAAAAAAAGAACCCUCUUCUGUACAUUGUGCCAGAAGCGAUUCCGUCCGCUGGUUUCCAGAAAUGGGUAACAAACAUCCUCUCGACUACGCAAGUGAGCCAAAAUGUCAUUCUAUUAGCACUUCUUUUCAUAUACCGGCUGAAGAAAUUCAACCAUCGAGUCCGAGGAAAGAAGGGUAGCGAGUAUAGAUUGAUGACAAUUGCUCUUAUGCUGGGAAAUAAAUUUCUCGACGACAACACCUACACUAAUAAAACGUGGGCCGAGGUUUCUGGCAUUUCUGUGCAGGAAAUACAUGUUAUGGAGGUGGAAUUUCUCAGCAAUGUGCGGUACAAUCUCUUCGUUUCGGAGGAAGGGUGGACGCAAUGGCACUCGAAACUUAGCCUUUUUGCCGACUUUUUCAACAAGGCAUCUUUGGCACCGGAACCGAAGGAACUAGAGUCGUCAUCUCCAGCACUUCACUGGAGCUUGCCAUCAAACGCGCCAGCAUACGCAGCACCUCCCCACUUGAGCAAGGAAUUCCCGCCGGUGCCUUCCAAGAAGCGAACCCUAGACGACUACGUUGAAGACCAACCACCAAAAAGAGUGGCAAUGCCGACUGCUCUAUCUACGUCGAUGUCCACGCUUCCAUCGGCUGCUUUGACCGGUGUCCCUACUUUGCCACCAGUCUUGGCAGCAACAUCUGCACCCUCUGUGAAUAGCCUAUCUGGAUCAGUGUCACGAUUGCCACGUCCGAACUUCCCACCAUCUUCUAAUGCCCUAGUUUCGGGCAUUCCAACAUCUGUGCUUCCAUUUCCCUCCGUUGCUAAUCGCGCAAUGCAUUCGGUCUACAAUCCUUCCACCAAUUGGGUCCCCCAGCUGCCACCAACCCAGGUCCCUCCCAUUACGAACGGAUUGUACAACCCCUCGGUGUCACUCCCAGACCCUGCAAGGCAGCAUAAUAGUCCGUUUGGCGUCACCUCGGCCACCAUCUCUCCCGCCAUCUCUGCAUACUCCAGCCACACCCCCCAGACUAACUUGUCGCCUUCCUUCUUCCUUGCAAACCGCAACUCACCUUACCGACCUGUUCGCAAUUUCAACACCUUGUUGAUUCCUCCACCGUCGUCCUCACUUCAACAACAGCGCGCAGUUCCUUUCGAGCAUAUGCAUUAUCAGCCACUCGGCAAAACUGCAGCAGAGCGCAAGACAGGCCUGCUACCCUACCUUCAUCAUGAGGCUUGGCCGCAGGCACCUUUUCUUCAACCCACCUUCCAUUCAACUCCACACUAUUAA